AUGAGAAGAAAUUGGAUAAUGGCCGACUUUUGAUGGCAUGUGCUCCUCCUGAUUGGAUCAUAUAUUCUCUGCCGACACUCGAGGAGUGCAUCACACAAUACAGCAACCUAGCAAUAUCCUAAGAUGGGAAGCACCUCCAUUCUCUCAUCAAUAGUAAGAAGGCUCGAAGGCAAGGUCGCCCUGAUCACCGGCGGCGCCAGCGGCAUCGGCGAGUGCACGGCCAAGCUGUUCGCCCAACAUGGGGCGCGAGUCGUGGUCGUGGACAUCCAGGACGACAAGGGCCACUCUCUCUGUGCCGACCUUGGUCCCGCCGUCGCCUCCUACGUCCACUGCGACGUCACCAUUGAGGCCGACGUCAAGCACGCCGUCGACACCGCCGUCUCCCUCCAUGGGAAGCUCGACAUCAUGUUCAACAACGCGGGCGUCGUCGACGAUUUGAGCAGUGGCUUCCUCAACUGCGAGAAGUCGGCCUUCGAGAAGGUGGUGGCCGUCAACGUGCUUGGCGCCUACCUGGGGACGAAGCACGCGGCGCGCGUCAUGGCGCCGGCGCGCGCAGGCAGCAUCGUGACGACAGCGAGCACGGCGUCGGUGAUGGGGGGGCUCGCGUCGCCGGCGUACACGUGCUCGAAGCACGCGGUGGUGGGGCUGAUGCGGUGUGCCGCGGCGGAGUUGGGGCCGUUUCGGGUGCGCGCGAACUGCGUGUCACCGCACGCAGUGGCGACGCCGAUGGCGAAGACGGCGUUGGGCUUCACCGACGAUGAGGAGCUGGAAAGGCUGGUGGAGGCGACGGCCAACCUCAAGGGCACGAUGCUGAAGGCGCAGGACCUGGCCGAGGCGGUGCUUUACUUGGGCAGCGAUGAGUCAAGGUACGUCAGCGGGCACAACCUUCUGGUCGACGGAGGGUUCACCGUGACCAAGAGGUGGUAGCCAUCCAGCGAUGCAGACAGCUUCUGCAAUUGCUUGCAAUAAGUGAUGAGGGAAAUGGAACUGUACCAAGCUCUUGAUGCUUGGCAUUCACCAAUUGGCAUCUUCCACGACCGUACCAGACUGCAAAACCAAUAAUAGUUCAUUGAAGCCUUCCAUAAACAAAGGUAGCUAUGACUCAGAAGAUUUAUAAUAUCCCACACUAGCAUUAAAAGACUGCAUCAAAUACAACAGCAGUCUUAAGCACAGCCA
Molecule: messenger RNA, 1176 nt
Organism: Musa acuminata AAA Group (dessert banana)
Lineage: Eukaryota; Viridiplantae; Streptophyta; Magnoliopsida; Zingiberales; Musaceae
Product: momilactone A synthase-like
Exons: 2
Coding region: 124-927 (267 amino acids)
Molecular function (GO): oxidoreductase activity, acting on the CH-OH group of donors, NAD or NADP as acceptor
Source: RefSeq, a predicted model, not a curated record